Exserohilum turcica Et28A is the source of this 444-nucleotide messenger RNA. RefSeq lists its product as uncharacterized. The transcript has 2 exons. Lineage: Eukaryota; Fungi; Ascomycota; Dothideomycetes; Pleosporales; Pleosporaceae. Bases 1 to 444 code for a protein of 147 amino acids. The record is from RefSeq and is a predicted model, not a curated record.
AUGAAACACGGCCUGCCCGUCUUCCACUGGAAGACGUACAUUGUCGGGUUCCCCACCAGCGUCGAAGAGCGCCAACUCGGCGAGGAGAUCUACUUCCAAAUCACGCAGAGUUACUACGACACUGGUCUUGGUUUUAACAUUGCACCAGCCGGCCUCAGCAUCCAGUCAGCAAACAAACUCAGCCCGGACAAAUCGAAACAGCUUCGUUCGAUCCGCAACGAUUCCAAAACCUACCAAGACCAAAUUCAGGCCGAAGUCAAUACUAGUCUACCAAAAUACAAGGAAUUCGCCGACCUGCCGCAUCAGACCGCCCAGGAAAGCCUCAGACUCCAAACCAGAUACGAAGAGCUUCUUCGCGAGGAAGCCAGCAAGGCACCCAUUUCAGAUGCCGACGUGCGUGAUUGUCUGGCCAUGAUGGACGAGGCACAGCGUCUCAUCGAUUAA